CCGAUGACGAAUCACCUGUUGCUGUUAUUGUGUUGAUAAGUGUCGUGUGAUAUCUUCGCAGGAAAGGAUGGCCUCUGCUCCUCCGCUACAUGUCGGUCCUGGGACUAAUUUCGUGUAUAUAAAUCACCUACCCCGAAUGGACCGAAAACGGUUAUCGGAUUUCCUGGAUCAGGAUGCGAAAUGGGUUGGACUUGCACUACAGAUGAAUUAUAGCUCUGACGACAUCGAAGACAUCAGACGAUGUUGUUCUAGUUCCGGGGAGUCACCAGCGAAAAGAUUGCUCACUAAUUGGGGCCGCUUCAACCAUACAAUUACCGAACUCUUUGUAGUACUAGCAAAAGAAAGACACUUUACAGCAAUGGAAAGUAUCAAACGUUUUGUCGAGCCCAGAUUUCACAUAUUGAUCGAAAAACCUGCUGUCUCGAAUUCAGCGAAACUGCUCAACGCCCCUCAGUGUGCUACUAACCCUACUACAGUGCAUUCCGAAGAUCAGAACGAAGAAUGCGCUCAGCAGAGAGCUCCUUUUGUACAAACUCCGUCUCCAGCGACGGUAAAGCCCACAAUCGCCAGUUUACCAUCGAACGACGUCGCUGGCAUUGUGGGGGACUUGCCACAGUUCGAUUACGCAGAACUUUGCAAUGCGACAGACAAUUGGAGUCCGUCGAAUGAACUUGGAAAGGGCGGUUUCGGUGUUGUUUACAAAGGCUGGUUCAAAAAUACGCUCGUAGCAAUUAAGAAAAUCAAGGGACAAAAUACGGAAUCGGCCCGUACCGAAUUGCGACAAAGCUUUAACGAGCUGAAGUACUUGAAAACAUGCCUCCAUGAGAAUGUCGUACAGCUGCUCGGGUGUAGUAUUGAAUUUGGCGAACCCUGUCUGGUGUACCAAUUCAUGCGAGGAGGCUCUCUGGACAAGCGCUUGGCUCACAAGCAAGGCGAUGUUGACCCAUUGUCGCUAGAUGACCGAAUCAAAAUUGCCAAAGGAACAGCAAGAGGUCUUCAGUACUUGCAUACUUUCGCCAUGAAACCCAUCAUACACGGUGACAUCAAGCCGGGCAAUAUACUGUUGGACAAAUCGAACGAACCGAAGAUUGGAGACUUUGGAUUCUCGCGAGUACUGAUGACAGAUGAACCGUGUAUAAAGGUCACUCGGGUAUUCGGUACUCGUCGAUAUAUCCCACAUGAAUUUGAACAUCAGCGACAGCUUAGCACCAAGGUAGACUGCUUCAGCUAUGGCAUAGUGCUGUAUGAGCUCGCCACCGGUAAACGAGUGUACGACGAAAAAAGAUCGCCUCCUCAUCUGAAGGACUAUAUCGCUGGUGUAGCAUCGAGCACUGACUUCCGAGUGUUAAUCGAUCCCCUGCUGUCAAGGGAGGAUGACAAGACAGUCAAGGGUUGCAUGUUGUUGAUCCGGGCGGGAUUCUGCUGUACUGUAGACGAUCCGAAACGCCGUUCGAAUAUGGUAGAUGUGUACAAGUUUCUAACGGAACAUUGGCCUGAAUAGAACCAGGGUUUCCAACUCUAUAAACUCUUGAAUGAAAUGGGAAAAAAGAGAAUGAAAAAUACUUGUUUUACAUACCAGCAAUUCCACGUCAAAUUUCUCGGUCGCUGCCCCGAUCAUAUUUACUUUUCCAAACUUUGUACAAAAUCUACUCAAAACUACAAUUUUCUUUAUCAUAUGACCAAUUUUAAUUAGGACUGAUUUAUAAGGACGUAUCCAAAAUUAUUGAUCCUUUUUUUUUUAAGUCACAGGAGGGUUGUGUCCGAGACACGACCGCAUAGUUGACGUAAGAUUCCGUUAGGCUAUCUGUUGAUUUUGGUUAUGUUUGAAAAAUUACAUCGUUAAUCUCUUUAAUAAUCAUUUGGUGGCCCUGAAAAGGGCCGUCUUGUUUGGUUGUUGGGUAUUGUUUGUUUACUCCACCAGUGUUUACUGAGUGAUGAUGACAGAAGGAUUGUAAACAGUCGUUGGAUGGUGCGUAUCAGAUAAAAGAUACCGAAGCGGAACGAGAUAUGAUGAAAACCGCCCUCUGUGAUCCUAGACGAGAUGCCUCCAGUCUUAUGUAUGGAUGAAAUAAAGAAAAAAACUCACCAAUGAAAUAUAAGAUAAUUACCAAU
This is a messenger RNA of Toxorhynchites rutilus septentrionalis, 2112 nucleotides long. Its product is annotated as serine/threonine-protein kinase pelle-like. Bases 68 to 1501 code for a protein of 477 amino acids. The transcript has 5 exons. Gene Ontology annotation, biological process: signal transduction; protein phosphorylation. Lineage: Eukaryota; Metazoa; Arthropoda; Insecta; Diptera; Culicidae. Gene Ontology annotation, molecular function: protein kinase activity; ATP binding; protein binding. The record is from RefSeq and is a predicted model, not a curated record.